Messenger RNA from Malassezia pachydermatis, 543 nucleotides. RefSeq lists its product as hypothetical. Gene Ontology annotation, biological process: protein folding in endoplasmic reticulum. The transcript has 4 exons. Lineage: Eukaryota; Fungi; Basidiomycota; Malasseziomycetes; Malasseziales; Malasseziaceae. Gene Ontology annotation, cellular component: EMC complex. The record is from RefSeq and is a predicted model, not a curated record. The coding region runs from base 1 to 543 and encodes 180 amino acids.
AUGCCGCCCAAAGCCAAGGGCUCGCCCCUCUCUGCCUGGGCCCUUCCGUACCAGAAAAUCACGUCUACGGCUGCUAAGCUUGGCGAUGUGCCUGAUAUUAUGAUCGGGUUUACCGACUUGCACAGCUUGACCAAGCAAGACAAGAACAAGUCCGUGAAGGGACGCACUGUUGACACUUCGUACAUUCAAGCCUCCAAGGCUUGGGAAGCCGCUACUGCGCCAUCCAAAUCCUUGCCUAUGAACAUGAUGAUGAUGUGGAUGAGUGGAAAUGGUGUUCAGAUCUUUAGUAUGAUGGUGGUCAUGAUGAUGAUUACCAACCCACUGAAAGGUAUCACGUCAAUGCAUACUGUAUUUGCGCCUUACCGCUCGCCCAAGCACUCGCUCCUACCGCAGAUGGCUGUCUUUGUCCUCUGCCAUAUGGCCUCGAUUGCCCUUGGCGUAUACAAAUGCUGGAGCAUGGGCCUGCUCCCUACGGAGGCAAGCGACUGGCUUGCUUGGUACAAGGCACCUCAGGCACUGGAGUGGUCGCCUUCGCUUGUGUAA